Molecule: messenger RNA, 420 nt
Organism: Caenorhabditis sp. 36 PRJEB53466
Lineage: Eukaryota; Metazoa; Nematoda; Chromadorea; Rhabditida; Rhabditidae
Source: the annotation of a GenBank genome assembly
AUGGACUUCCGCACCGAGUACUUCAACCCGACGACGCCCGUCAACAUCCCAGUGCAAGGCUUCUCCGCCGGAUCCCGUCUCCGCCUCGUCAUCGUGCCGAACAACGACCCCGGUUUCCACAUCAACCUCCGCACUCCCGACGACAUCGCUCUUCACUUCAGCCCAAACUUCGAUGACGGAUCCGUUAAGGUGAACUCGACUUCCGGAGGCGAAUGGCAAUCGGAGGAGAGCCGUCUUCGGCUGCCGUUCGAGCAGAACAAGAUGUACACGGUGGAGUUCGUCUCGAACGAAGGCUCCAUCUCGGUCUUCGUCAACGGAAAUCACUUGGCCGACUUUACCGAGAGAACUCCGUUGGAGGCGGUGCAUCUGAUCGAGAUUGACGGAGGAGUUCAGGUCAACUCGGUUCACAUUUCUCACUAA